AUGGCGCGAGGGAAUAAGGGGCGCAAAGCCCAAGAGAAGGACGACAAGGCGCCUGCGCCUGCCAACUCCGAGGACAAAGCAACGGAAACGACCAAGGUAGAGGAGGCGAGUGCAGACAAGGCGCCUGCCGCGACCGAGGCGAGCGAUGCGCCGACAGAGGCGCCCGAGGCACACGAUCCAGCCAGUGAGAAGCAGGCGCCCGAGGCGACUGCGGACGUGCCGGAACCUGUGCCAGAAGCGCAAAAGUCUGAAGACGAUGACGUCGACGAGCUGUCGUCGCCGGAGCCGGUGCGCGAGGAGCCCGUGGACUACCUGCUACAGCUCAACCCAGACGAACGCGAGCGCGAUCUGCGCAACCAGGUCACAAGCCUGAACGCAAAGCUUGUCAUGUCCUUUAACCGGGUUUCUGACCUAGAGGAUGACUUGUCGAUUGCGCACAACCGCAUCCUCGCGUACACGACCCAGAUCGCCGAGCUGAACAAGGAGCGUGAGCAGCACCUCUUUGCGCUCAACACGGGUCUGCUUGUCGAGAAGGCACACGUCACGACCGAGAUGCAGCGCAUGAUGGACCGCGUUCUGGAUGAAACUGCGCAGCGCGGCAAGGCCGAGAGCGACAAGACGCGUAUUGAGGCGGAGCUCGAGGAGCUUAGCGCAUCGCUUUUUAAUGAGGCCAACAAGAUGGUCGCCGUCGAGCGCCUCGAGCGCGCGCGCGCGGAGGAAAAGAGCGCCAACCUUGAAGAGAGCCUGCGCAAUACCGAGCGUAUCAUGGCCGAGCAGCAGGACAUGCUCAAGAGCCUCCAGGCGCAAAUCGAAAAGGGGGCGAGCAGCGAGGAGCCGCUCGCGAUCAGCCAGCACUCUGCGCCCGAGUCUGAUGCGCUGGGGCGCAGUGUGAUCCACGACACCGUGGUGUCGAUCAACAUCCAGCCGUACUAUGAGUUUGUCGCGUUCGUCGAGCACCUCCGUGCCAUGCAACACCAGCUCCACCCUUAUAUUCGUAUGCAACAAAAAGGCCUGGACUGGACGACGCAGCCUUUUGCUUUGCACGCAUCGGGCAUGGGAAUCAGCGGUGUGAUGAGUCCCGCGAUUGGCCAGGCGACGCCGGUGCGACACAAGGACUAUCCCCACCUGCCAUCGUCUGCCGAGCAGCUUGUACAGAUUUCGAGUCAGACGUCGCUGCCGUUUAUCCGCCGUGCGCAGGAAGAGGAUACGGAUCCGUGUCUGCGCCUCAACCAUGCGCCUGGCCUCAACUGGCUGUCGCGCCGCCAGGCGACCAGUGCCGUGCUCGACGGCAGUCUCGUCAUUGAGCCUUUGUUCGCCGGCGGCGCCAUUGACGACGAGGCCAAGGUGCGCAGCGAGUAUGGAUCGCUCCCUCCAGCGCCAUGUGCACUGUGUGGAAUGGCGCUCGUCAAUCUCACGCCGCUCAUUAUGCCGCAGACGAAUGAGCCCGGCCCGCAAAAGACGAGUACGACGCGCCGCAGCAUCCCUUCGCUCUUCCAGUCGCUGCGCCGGAGCGUCGCCAGCAGCGAUAUGCCGUCUCCGCCGCUGGAGAAUGAGACAGAGAUCUUUUCGCAAGACGCGGAGCCGACCACGACAAAUCUCCCGAUUCCGACGCACUACUUCCGUGUGUCGGACAGCUCGAACAAGUAUUUGGUCUGCUCGCAUCACUGUCUGCGCCGCCUCCGCGCAGUGUGCGGCUUCUGGAUGUUUGUGCGGACGCUGGAGCGUGCGGUUGUGCUCGAAGGCAAGCUUGCGCCGGAUCUUGUCGGUGGCACGCGCAUUGCAGACGGCCCUGAGGCCGCCCCCGAGGUCGGCCCUCUGGACGAGCCGGACGGCGGUGCGGCGGAGGCGCACGAAGCCGAGAAAGCGUCGCUCGACGCCAAGCAAGAGCGUGCCGAGGAAGAGAAGGAGAAGUUGGAUGAGGAGGCUAAGGACGAGGCCAAGGACGAGGACGAAGACGUCUUUGACGAGGCACAAGAAGAGACCUCGGUCGACCAGGCCGCCAAGGCCGAAGGCGGCAAGGCCGACGAUGCCGAGACAGCUACGGAUGCAGACAAGGCUGAUUUCGAAGCUAAAGCCGACGAGGACAAAUCCAAGGACGAGACUGCGGGCGAGACUACGGAGAAGCCUUUGGAUCCUGUGUCGGAACCUCCCCUUUCACCCACAGCCGUGGCACCUUCCCCCCUUCCCCCGACUCUUCCUGCGCGGCCGCUGCCGCCGCGGCAUUCGUUCCUGGUGCAUGCCGAGAAAGGCACGCUUACCUGGGAAGAGAGUCUGUGGGCCGAGAUUCUUCGCCUCAAGGAGGCCAUGUACAAAGCACGGACCGGCACCGACCUGGACCCUGUCUCUUCGUAG
Molecule: messenger RNA, 2352 nt
Organism: Malassezia japonica
Lineage: Eukaryota; Fungi; Basidiomycota; Malasseziomycetes; Malasseziales; Malasseziaceae
Exons: 1
Coding region: 1-2352 (783 amino acids)
Biological process (GO): exocytosis
Cellular component (GO): Golgi to plasma membrane transport vesicle; cell tip
Molecular function (GO): guanyl-nucleotide exchange factor activity
Source: RefSeq, a predicted model, not a curated record